GGUGGCUUUUUAAUUACAAAGGAGGCAUCGACAAGACAAUUUCCUUAAGAGUUUUGGACCGCCAAACGUUUCCAUUAUAAUGGUGAAAACUGUGAAGAAAUAAUAAAAUAUUCCUCAAGGCCCAUCUUUUCUAAAAAAAAAUCGAUGCAAAUAUUCCUCCGUUAAUCAAUAGACUUGCCGUUCGUCUUAAAUUGAAAACAAAACUCGACUUUUUCCCCCCUUGUAACUUGCUUCAAAAGAAUUGUUGGCAAACAAGCUGGUGAAAAGCGGACAGUUUCCGGGCUACUUUCUGCAGCUGAAAGAUUAAAAACUAACGUGAUGUACAAUGGAAACUGGCAGUCUGACAGAGCAAUGUGAUGCUUUGUCUAUCGUUAAGCAGGCCACUGCCACUGUGAUGACUGGGCAAGAAAUCAUCAAAGUUUCAUUAAGGAAAGCAGAGGUCUCAUCUAAAGCAGCGGGUGAUGUGGAGCCUCAAGGAAUUGUUCUCCCUGCAGCAGUAGUGGGUGAGGAAAACAACGAACACAACGUUUCCACUGAGGCAUCGAGGGUUCCCAGAACUUCUAUGGAGAAGAACCACCACUGUGGGUCUACUGAACAAGUGGAGACAACGCCACCAUCUGAUCCAACGCCAGUGACUGAAGGGCAAGCAGAACAGCUCCAUCUUCAACCACAGCAAGCUAUGCCGAUCUCAGCACCCACAGUCUCUCAGAUCUUGCCUUCGGAAAACCUGGCGACCGUGGUCAUGGCUUCAACAGGUAGUGUCCCAUUGAACCAACCUCUUCUCAUCCCGCUCAACAUGGCUGGUCAAGUUACUGCCCAGCAGGGACUCGUGUUGACUAUUCCCACAGCAUCCCUUGCUUCUCUCCCAAGCCUUACCUCUGCCACUGGGGCAGGAGGCAUCCUCAAGCUCCCUCUGGCAAACUUGCAGGCUGCUUCAAUGUUGAACCCUGCUCUCCAGCCGACACAGCUUCAACAGGCCUUACAACCUCAGGCCACUCUACAGUCCCUGCCUACAUCCGCUGUCGCUCUGAAACAGCUGGAACCUCAAACCCAGGUCACCUCCGUUCACCAAGCUCAAGGCCUGACUUUAAACCCUACAAUACUUAGUAGUCAACCUUCACUUGUGAGCUCUUUGACUGCUACUCCAAUUAUUGCAAAUGCAGUGCCCAGUUUCCAAGGAAUUACAAGUCAGAUCAUAACUAAUGCACAAGGACAGGUCAUCGGAACUGUUCCCUUAGUCAUGAACCCAGCAACAAUAACAACAACCAACCCAGUGACAGCAGUGGCAGCACAGAGCCUGCAAGUGCAAGCAGUUACUCCACAGAUGCUGCUGAACUCCCAAGGGCAAGUGAUUGCAACUGUGAUCAGCAACCAGUUUGUGCCAGUUCUGAGCCGGCAAGGAGUACCUCUCUCACCUGUAAAAACAACGCAGCAGGUACAAACUCUCCAGACAAUGGCUUCUGUUACGCAACCCAGUGUGACACCAACCACAGCCACUGCACCGACUGAACCGAUUACACCAAGCAGCACUUCGUCUGCUGCCAGUGUUGGACAACUAGUCAGCAAGCCUCAAAAUGCACCCACUGAGGUGGAUGGGAUAAACCUGGAAGAGAUUCGUGAAUUUGCAAAGAAUUUUAAGAUCCGGCGACUGUCUCUUGGCCUGACACAGACACAGGUUGGACAAGCACUGAGUGCUGCAGAAGGACCAGCCUACAGCCAGUCAGCAAUCUGCAGCAAUAAAUGGUCAGCUUUAAAUGGGCUGUGAACUGACACACAGGGCCCCUGAUGGUCAUCUGGGUAAAGGCACUGCACAACAUUGAUCGAAGCCAUUUGGACGCAAAGGUUCUCAGUUGAAUCAGCAGUCUGUGUUGAAUUAGCUGAUCUCAACCAUGCAACAGGAGGACCAAGGAACAGCUGGGUGAAGGACAAGACCAAGACAAAGUAAUCUCCUGGUCAAGCUCCAGUAAAUUAUGCUGGAAAUGCACAGAUUCAGGUGUUGGACAAGAACAGGAUCAGUAUGGACUAUAAUGUUGCUAUAUUGAAUAGUCUCCUACAGUUGUGGCUAGGAUUUCCUGAUUCUGUCCUUUGCCAACCCACAAUUUUCUGCCAUUCACUUGAAGAGGUGGGAAACUGCAAUUUGGCAAACUCAGAAACUGAAAGCCUGAUAUAUCUGUGCAUGUGUAUGUGGGCAAAUUCCCAUCCCACCAAGAAGUGAGAAAAUUUAGGCAAAAAAGAAAACUUCUUGAGGAAGACAAAUGCCUAGGAGUGAUUGUAACAUCACUUCUUGCUCAAUGUAGGAAUAUCAAGGUGUAGCUAUAGGUUUGAAACUGUUUCCUCCUAUCUGAAAUUUACCUAAUCUAUGGUGUGAAA
This is a messenger RNA of Hemiscyllium ocellatum (epaulette shark), 2370 nucleotides long. It is a transcript of the gene pou6f1, whose product is annotated as POU class 6 homeobox 1. The record is from RefSeq and is a predicted model, not a curated record. The transcript is spliced from 11 exons. Bases 326 to 1765 code for a protein of 479 amino acids. Gene Ontology annotation, biological process: regulation of transcription by RNA polymerase II. Lineage: Eukaryota; Metazoa; Chordata; Chondrichthyes; Orectolobiformes; Hemiscylliidae. Gene Ontology annotation, molecular function: RNA polymerase II cis-regulatory region sequence-specific DNA binding; DNA-binding transcription factor activity, RNA polymerase II-specific.